Molecule: messenger RNA, 4127 nt
Organism: Mizuhopecten yessoensis (Yesso scallop)
Lineage: Eukaryota; Metazoa; Mollusca; Bivalvia; Pectinida; Pectinidae
Exons: 3
Coding region: 224-3730 (1168 amino acids)
Source: RefSeq, a predicted model, not a curated record
UUCAAUUUCAUAUCCGCCAUAUCAUGAUGAACACAAGUGACAGAACAUUAUGCGACGGAUCAAAUGAGAUGUUUAAUGCAUUCUUGAAGAAGACAUAAGGUGAUGACGUCCCAGUGAUUCAGGAACUGGACAGGUUUAACAGACGCGGAGUUUCACCGACCCACACCGUUAAAUAAACGGUGGGUUGCCAUCUCCAAAAUACAAUAAAACUGAUCAUCGAGUAAUGGCAUUGAGUGACACACGAAUGCAGAUUGAAACCAGGGAACCGGGAAUGGAAAGCAAUAUUGGUAUCAAGAACGAUUAUGAAAUUCCGAAGAUCCAGACUGAUGGUGAUAAUUAUUCUAAAGAAUCGGUACCGGAAAUAGCGAUAGAUGGCGAGAUUGUUUCUAGCGAACCAGAAAUGGAAAUACAGAUUGGCGCCGUGUUUUCACUUGCAGCACUCGAUGACAACAAACAAAAUGAGUCAUUGGAAUCUGAGUCCUUGGGAUCGCAGACUUCAUUCACGGGAUCCACUGUGUCGGCAAAGGAAGAUGACAGUCUCAACGGUAGCCAGUCAGACGUCACAUGUGCACCGCAUGAAGAAAACAACGUCGACAAUAAUUUAUACAUCAACAGUAGUAUUGCUAAUGAAAGUAGCGAUGUCACCACAGACCAAUAUGGUGGGGACAUAUCUCAUGUUCAUUCUGAAACUUCUUUUUGUUCUGUGUCACCUAAACAUAAAGUUGAUGUGUCCGGUGAGGUUGACUUGAGUGCAAGAAUUGUGAACAAAAAGAAGAAAGAUGCCCAGGUCGCUAAAAAAAUUAAACAUGUUUCGAGGUCAAAGAAAACAAAAGACUAUCCUGGAUACGAAGACAUAAAGAAAUACAGCUACUGUUAUGUGAAGUUGUCUGACGUUUUGAAGCAUAGUGUUAUAAAGCAAGAAGUAGUGAAAAUGGAAAAGAAAAACGAGACGAUGGAAGUCGAGGAAGACAGGGAAAUGACAACGCAAGAACUGAAAAAUCAACAAAAGCCUCGGCCGCGAAAAAAGAAGCCUGUAAAAAUUACGAUGAGAAAGUGGAAAAAGAAAAAGUCUGUUAUAAAACAAAAGGACGAAACUGAAACUGUGGUAGUGGAUGAUCCUCUAAAAUCGGACACAAUUACAGAAAACUUACAGAACAGACCUAACAGAAAAAGAAAAUUCAACCAUAAUCUGUUCACAGAUGCUGUUGUGUUUGAUAGCCGAGGCAUUUGUAACUAUGCUGAUUACGAGAUCAAGGCGCUGGAAGAGGAGGAAUCUAGGCGAGGCCAAACUACGAUAUAUGGAUUCCGAGGAAGUCGCCCCCAGGUGGCCAGGACUAAAAAGAAACUAUGUCGCGUCAAAAGAGAGGAUAUGCCGUUUAUAAGCGUUAAACUUGACAAUGAGCAAAUCGAUAAGCUUGAUAAAUCGAAAUUUGCUGUUUCGAAAUCUGUUGCUGUUGUUAGAUCUAUCAAAUGUUAUACGAAUCAUCAACUUCAAAAAAUCAACAAUGGCAGUUUCCGUAUUUUGAAAAGUUGGUCGAAGGAAAAACGCUCAAGACCUGUCAAGAAAAAUAGAAAGGAAAAAUCCAAAGCCACAAGUAGUUCGAAAGUAACUGCAGCCGUAAUGAUGGAGGAUGGGUCUAUGUCAGCAACGAGGAAAAAGAAGGAAAACAUGUCAGUGACGGGGUUUUCUGGUACGACAAUUCCACUACACCAGCAGAAGAUGACACAUGAUACCAAAAAUGUUGAUAUGAGUACUCUGUUAUUGUCCAAGAAACCUCAUGCAACACAUCCAAAUUCGGUAGUUCUACCGGUAAAUGCACAAGUUAAACAAAGUAGCGUGUCAUCCUUUGACGACAACAAGGGUACUUUGGUCUCAAACGAAGCUCGAGUUAGUCUUACCGGAAGAUAUAGGAAGCCAAGUAAAAAGUACAUUUCCUUCAUUACAAAUUUUGAACGGAAUGGAUCUACAGCAAAAAUCCCAACAAAAACAGGAGUCAAAUUAGAACAACCGUUUAUUGAAAUGGACAUUGCCGGAGAUGCUGAAGGUACAGUUCGACAUCAGCAUCUAAAUGGAGCCAUAGACAAUACUAAAAAGUCAAACAAUUCCGUUGAGGUGAAAGAUCGGAUGUACAAACACGAACCAAAUCAAGCAACGCUGUCCGUUCAAACCUAUGGCGAUUCCGCGACCUGUACAACCCCAAACGUUACAACAGAAAGUGCUAACAUUUCGAAACCAGUAAAAAGCAGUCCGACGUUUGUAAUGAAGUCGCAAUCCGUGAGUAAUGCUUCAGUACUUUUCCCUCCAAAUCUGUUGAAAAGUACUGUAAAUGAACUUGCUAGGGUACAAAAUACGAAGAAGUUUUUCCAGUUACGCGUUGGUGACAAAAUGGUGUUAAUACCAGCAGAUGGUGGAAAUAUUGUUCCGAAGGCAUAUGUGAUAGAUGUAGCAAGUCAUCUUGCGGUCACGAAGACAUCUGCUGAAAAAAAUACACGCACUCCGGACUUUUCCUCGAAAAAGUCCUCUGAAGUGUCAUCAAAGCACGUUAAUACUGAAACGACAGAGAGUGAUUUGGAUAGAAAGAGUGAUUCAUUGGGACGAGCCCUUGCAUCAGCAGGUAGUCUUGAUUCUAUGUUUCCACAUUCGGCCAAUCAACAGGUCACUUCAAUUGAAUCUACUGGAGGCUGUAGUGGUGGAAAGCUGACGAUAAAUACCGGGAAUGUGUUGAAACAAGCGUUACUAUCACCUCCGCCAUUAUCUCCUCAUGUGGAAUCUGUGAGUUCUCUGAUUUUCAACUCCAGACACAUUCCCCCAGUAUUGAGUCCCACAGGACUAGCGAAUCCAGAGGGUGUUUAUGAUGACACAAAACCGCCCGUUCUUCGACAGGAGUAUGCCUCUUGUGAUGGUGAUAACCCGAAUCCCAGUCAAAUGAAAAGUAUUCUUCCAAAAGUGAUAAAAGGAUCUACAUCGGACGGAGAACCUGCGAGAGCUGGUUUACCUGCAUAUACAGGUGGAACUUCACCUUCACUUAUCGUCAUUCCUCAUGAAACAAGGACCGAUAGAUUAGUCGUCAAGAAAGAACCUGAUCAUCUCAGGAAUUUUGUAGUUGGUGCCAGUACGAAAGAUACUGCACAAAGAAAUAAAUCAAACACACCGUCUACACUUUUGGACUCGCAGGAAACACGUUCUAAAACUCAAUUAACACAUAACAAUGUAACUGUGUCGGAAAACUGCUUGAGUUCUUCAGAUACAGGCAGUAGAAGUGAUAACACAAGGACAACGACUGAAAUAGUAUCAAGUGAAGACGCAGAUUUGCGACCCAUAGUAAAGUUAAACGCAACAUGUUUUUCGUCAAAGGAGACCAAUCAAACAUCCUCCUACAACUCUGCAAUGGCUUUAAAGGUAGACCAAAACCGAUCUGUUACCUCACAAUCUGCACAAGAAGAUAAAAACAAGACUGUAACGACGUCGGGCACAUUGUUUGUUGCAGGCGUAGACAACGAAGCAAAUCCUCAACCCGAAGAAGCUUCCAGUUAUCGGGAACCAACCGAUACGGAUCGGGAACGAACCAUGUUUGGCAUCGAAACGGUUACACACGUUCCAGCCAAUGAAACUCUGGUUCAGGAAAGAAUUAGAAAACUUCGGGAAAGGUUAAGGGAAACGCAAGCUGAUUUGGACACCGCCAAGAAGACAAUUAGAAUUAAGAAGGAGUACAAUGAAGAUGACUAUUAGAACCUUUAAUCGUACUUUUUAUUUUUCCAUCUCACUCCCAUCACACAUUUUGGAUGCAACGUUCAGAUGAAUUGCUUAAAAAAAACAAGUUGAUUAAUUGAUUUUUUUUUGUUGGUGCCAGAUUUGUAGAACGGCAAUAUAUAUAAAAACCUUUAGUGUCCAAUAUCCUGAAAUGGUGCUGUAUCAUUGUUUCUCCCUUUUUGCACAUGUUUGGAAAUAAUGAUUUUGAUGUCAUUUAUUCAAACCGUUAUUAUCAAGAGAUCAAUUAAAAUGUGAUCGAUAAAUGCUGUAGUCAAACACCUUGAUACGUGACUAAUACAUAGGAAAAUUAUUUUCCCUGUUUUUAUAGCAUAUAUCGUUCAGCUGUGUUCAUACGAAUGUAUUACUUGUAAAUAUG